UGAGCUGCUGCCUACGUUCAACGGAAGGUCUUCAAGUCCUUUCAGCUGCUUUGAUUUGGUCCUAGAGUUUCUAGAAAGUGAAAAAUCGACAUCAUGUCUUAUAGCCCAACGAAAAGUAUCGACGAAAUCGAUGAUCUACUUGAAAUGGUUAAAAUCAUGCAGGUCCUUGAUAUUCCGUCGAAAGGGUUGUUAACGCUAGACGAGUUGAAAAGGCAGGUAAUCACUGCAUUAAACCAGUCUCAAACUAAGCCAAACUGGAUCGCAGGUCAGGCAUUGUCUAUUCUGUCAGAAGCAAGAGAUCGCGACCUAAGAAAGAAAGAUAUUUUAUCUGGUCUAUACGCUGAAUGCGAAAAAUGCUUGACAAAAAUGGAUACCAAAAUUCGCGCUCUUCUCAAUUGCAAAAUAGGCAACAUUGAUGAGCUGAUAAGAAAACACCAAACAGAUCUAAAGAGGAAUGAUUAUGUCCUUCUUGUAGCAGGUGAGACUGGCUCUGGGAAAAGCAGCUUAAUAAAUCUAGUUCUGGGAGAAGAACUUCUUCCUUAUUCAGUGCUCAGCACAACUUCCACAAUUUGUGAAUUGCGAUAUGGGGAGAAGCGUAAAAUAGUGGCCCAUUUCAAAGACAAGGAUUCCAAAACAGGGCAUGAAACUUUCGAACAUUUCCUGGAGCAGCCAACAGAAGCCUCUGGAGAAAGUUAUCUUCAGCAGCUCUCUCCAUUUGUACAAGUGAAGGAUGGUGAUCGAGAGAAAGGUUCCGUGUACAAAAAGAUUGAACUCUACUGGCCUCAUCAACUCUUGCAGAACGGCAUUGUUAUUGUAGACAGUCCUGGAAUUGGAGAAUCCGAAAUCAUGGAUGAAGAGGUUGUUAAGUAUCUACCUGAAGCUUUUGCUUUUGUUUACGUCAUCAACAGUGAAAACGCUGGAGGAGUCCAGAAAGACAGGCUCGAAAAGUUGCUGGAAGAAGUAAGGAAAGUGACACUUAAUGAGAGGGGAGAAUUUUCAUCCAAGUGCGCCCUGUUCGUGUGCAACAAGUGGGACCAAAUACCGCAGAGAGAAAUCGAAGAGGUCAAGUACUAUGUAGUCAGGAAAUUGGAAAAAUGUUGGCCCGGUCUUGUUGCAGAGGCACAGAUCAUCUACAUGUCAACAAAAAAAGCCACUGCUGCUCAGAAACUGGGAAUCAUCACAGGUGACUUCUUCUACUUAAUGAAUGGUAUUAGAUCCACGGUCGUGAAGAGCAUGGAGGUCAGACAGGAAAAUUAUUGGAAAUGGCUCGAUUAUCUCCUUUCAAGGAUAGUAUACCAGGCCAAGGCCUUUGUUAUGAAUGCCAAUAGAAAGCGCAGCAAUGUCGUCAAGAAAAUGGAAAGAAUUUACCAGCGUCUGUCAACUAUUGAAAGAGAACAAGAUGAAGUGAUGGAAGACCUCCGAAAACAUCUGAAGGCUAAAAUCAGUGAGGCACUUCAAAAGCUGUCCAAAUUUCUCACGUCGGAUGAGGUUAGGACACGUUUUACCUCAUGGAACUUGGAUGAGGUUCCUGAGGUAGAGGUCUCGUGGCAGGUUACAGAAAACAAAAUCGAUAAAGCAUUGCAAGGACGGUUGCGGGAAAUCAUAGAGCAUUGGGAGGAAGAGAAACAAGUCUUUACUGAUGCUCGAGAUUCCCUUUUGCAGUACUUUCAGGAACAGUACGAUUUUGUUGAGGGACAAAUCCAGAAUUUACAAGAAAGUGUCACGACUGAUGACCCAAUCAGUGUUGCAAAAGCUGAUCCCUCUGCUGAAAGGUUUUCUACGGCAGCAAUAAUUGCUAUCGGUGUUACCAGCCCUAUCUGGGUUCCACUCACUCUGUUUGCUUUGGUGAUCGGCAGCCCUGUAGUCGGUAUCAUCUCGAUCAAAAACAAAGUUGAAGAUUCAAAGAGACUUAGGAGGUACGAAAAUGACAAAUGCUCUUUCAUGGCCGAGAGGUCAGCAGAAUACCUCAACCAUGGCACAAAUGAUUCUGUUCUCAAGGUGUUCGUAAAGAGCCAGCUAAGAGGCGCAAAAUUGUGUCUGAAGCAGAUUGAGGCCCGCAUUCCAGAGCUGAUACAUGCUGACAAGAUGUUAUGCAAUCAACUCAGGCACGAAACGCGGUCAUGCGAUGAGAUACAACGGUCAUACCAGCCACUACUGGAUCAUGCAUCUGAUAUAAGAGGGCAGCUGGCGUUAUUUGGCAUCAAAGAAAUCCGCGGCGCCGAUAUCAGCAGCGAGGAUCUAGAGUGGAACGCAGACAUGUCAUUUCUUGGUCAAGGAGAGUUUGCAACGGUGAUCGAAGGGAAGAUGAAGAGGCAUGGCGAGGAGCAAAAUAUUGCAUUGAAAAUAUGGAAGGAAGCCCUCGACAUCAACAAUGCGAGUCAGAUUUUGGCGGAAGCAAGUCUUCUGAGGAGGUUGGACCAUCCUUACGUUGUGAAAUUCUAUGGUACAUCUCUCCUGGAAAAAGAUGGUGUGACAAAAGUUAUAAUGGUGCUGGAAAAGUGCAAAGAGAACUUGAAAAACCGCAUCUUUAAUAAUCGAGCCUUCGUUCCUGCAGAAACAAAAGAUAUUGCAAACAUAAAAACAGUUAAACGAUGGGCAAGAGAGAUAUCCGAGGCACUUGUGUUCAUACAUAAAGAAGGGGUUGUUCAUCGGGAUCUCACGAUGGAAAACAUCUUGCUAUCAGAAGAUAACUCAGUGAAGAUUGCCGAUGUUGGGGAGUCCAAAGAGGCAAAGUAUAUCACAGGUUCAUGGGCUGGAACAGCUCUUUACAUGGCACCUGAGGUGUUUAACUCAAAAAGGUAUAGCUUCCAAGCAGACAUUUACAAUCUUGGAAUAAUUUUGUGGGAGAUGUGGUAUGGACGACAGGUCUUCGCUGGGUUAAAGGGGCUAGCACUCAAAGAGAUUAUGAAGAAGAUAGCCGAUGAUGGUUACCGUCCAGAGGUCGAAAUCAGCAAUUGUAGGAAACCUCCACUCCCCUGGAAAAAUUUAAUGACUCAGUGUUGGAGUCAGGCCCCACACGAACGCCCUUCAGCUAAGAAAUGUUACAUGGAAAUCAAGAAAAGUUCUGAAGCAGUUAUUAGACUAUGAUACCUGACUUGAUUCUGGAAAGUGGCAAGGAGAUACGAUAUGAAUUUAAAGUCUUUUUUCCCAAUCAUGAUUGUGAAUACUUUCUUCUUCAGUGGCGAAGUUUAUAAGCGGUACCCAUAUCAAUUACAGAGCUAUCGUGGUGUGUAAUUGUGGUCGUCUAUAUAUCAGACCACGAGUGACAUACUUCCUUUUUCUUUACCACUGAACCUUCUACUAUAAAGCAAAAUUAGACGCGGUUUGCGCUCGUUUCGCCUACGAUUCGUACGUCUAGUUGAAAUUUAGACAAUUUUAAUGGUAGACUGCAUGCUUUUCUUAGUUAAGGUUAGUUUUACACACGGGACAAGAUUAGAGAAAGGCUGUCACUAUUUUUCUCGAAUCGUGUGUUACGUGAGUUAAAUGUAAGUGACUAGAACUAGCAUUGCAAGCAUCUGCAUCUACAUCUGCAUCUACAUCUGCAUCUGCAUCUGCAUCUGCAGAACUUGCGCAUGAUUCCCUGAUUUGUAGCACUCCCUUGGCGCAGCUUAGUUUACCUCACGGUAGACGAAUGAAUACCUGCAAUUCAAACUUUGCUUUGUAUCGAAAUUACUUGAAUUGUAGUAAAUCAAGAGCAAAUAAUGUCGUAUCAUUUUCUCUCUUCGACUUCAGUCGAAUCCACUUUCAGCUUGUAUUGAAAUGAGAUACAUUCCAACCGCCUCCCGGUUAGCUCAAUGGCCCUGGACUGUUGUGCGGGAAGUCGAGGGUUCGAGCCCC
Messenger RNA from Stylophora pistillata, 3837 nucleotides. RefSeq lists its product as uncharacterized. Gene Ontology annotation, biological process: protein phosphorylation. The record is from RefSeq and is a predicted model, not a curated record. Gene Ontology annotation, molecular function: protein kinase activity; ATP binding. NCBI's taxonomy places the organism in Eukaryota, Metazoa, Cnidaria, Anthozoa, Scleractinia, Pocilloporidae.